UUUUUGACAUCAUUUGGCAUUGGUGCGCUGCUCGUAACAUAUUUCAGUUCGAUCCAAAAACCCUUAACGAGCAGGUCUCUGCUAUCUUGGAAAAAUUCAAAAUCAAGUGAAAAAAGAAACUGCACAACCGAAAUCGCAAAGCGGAAACCCCUCAGACACACGUGGAUUCAGAUCUAGUUCGGUGUACAUUUUUGGUUUUUCCCGCAAAACAAAGAUUUGCCUACUUUUUGCAAAACCCAUUCCACUUUGGUUAAUACAAGAUGCCAGUGAAGACCGCACGUCGUCCGUCCCGCCAGGACAACAACCGCAACAACAACGACAUCGACGAGGGAGGAGCCGGAGAUGUGAAUUGGAUGGCCAGGGUGCAGCAGUCGCCUGGGCACCUGCCCGUGCGCUCGAGCUCCUCGUCGGCGGUGGGCAACCGGGAGCGGUACAUACGCAGCCGCAGUAUGCCAUCCAGGAGGAACCCACUGCGUCGCACCCGACGCCUGAACAACGUGACGGUGCCCACCAUGAACAGCUUCUUCUACGGCUUGGCACAGCGCACCAAGUCCACCCUUGCCGCCAACGAGGGCGUCAUGCUGCUCUAUCUGGCCCUCAUCCUGGUGCCCAGCAUCAUGGAGCUGGGACCGCGCAUCGAGUUCCCGGCCCACUGGGAGCAGACCGGCAUCUUCUGCUUCCUCAAGCGCCGUCGCCUGACCCUGACCUUCACCGGCAACGCGCUGCGGGUGCUGAUACGGUCCUGCAUCGGAGCCAUUGUGCCGCUGAUCACCAUGCUGAGCAUGGAAAGUCCGGAGAACUGUAAGAUGCUGAUUCCCCGCUCGGAGGGACCGGAUCUCGAGGUGCCCGUCAAUCUAAACAUCUACGCGAUCAAUCUGUUGCCCUACAUUCUUCGCCUGAAGGCCGGCUUCUAUCUGUUCGUCAACGACACCUGGGUCGCCUACAGCGACCGCAUCAUCACCAUCGCCGAGACAUUCAACACCUGGCGCACCCUGGUCUAUCUGAACCAGAUCAUGCAGCUCGUCUACGCCUUCGAGCUGUUGCUCCUAAUGAUCCAGGGACUGUUCGGCUUGAUCCAGGCCUACCGCAUCUUCAAGAAGUUCUGCGGCAAGGACAACUACCACGUGCCGCAGUUCGAGGACUUCGGCCUGAAGAACAGCUCCUGGUUCAAGCCCAGCAGGCACACCAUUGUCGUCUACCACGCCUUCAGGGAGCGCGCCUGGGCCCAUCUGCAGGUGCACGCCCCCCACUUCUAAAGCUGGACUGCAGGAGCAGUCGCAAGCUCAAGUUCUGCCAGCUGCCCAAACUCAGGAGACACUCGAAAUUCAAAUUACAGAAAAGAAACCGACGGAUCUGGCAGGAUACUGGAACAACAAACAGGGGAUUGGUUCAGUUUGGCCAAGGGACCUAUAUACAUACGUCUUCCUGCUGACGGCUGGCAAAAAUUGAGUUUCAGUUGAGGAAUCUUUUCAAAGCGAUUUCCCUCAGAAACAGAGGUGGAAAUCAUUCCGUGCUUUUUUGGAUGAAUGCGUUGUCUUUAUAUGUUUAUAUCUUGUAAAUAUAAUAAUUAUGACCCAUCCA
This is a messenger RNA of Drosophila biarmipes, 1581 nucleotides long. RefSeq lists its product as uncharacterized. The record is from RefSeq and is a predicted model, not a curated record. Bases 261 to 1256 code for a protein of 331 amino acids. The transcript has 4 exons. Lineage: Eukaryota; Metazoa; Arthropoda; Insecta; Diptera; Drosophilidae.